AUGACGAGUGAGCAGUUGACUGCUAUGACAGGUAAUCUCCUGUCAUUUUACGGUGUGAAGAACGAGGAAACGUUGUGGACGGAACUGCACGGGUCAUCAUUAAAAGAAGGGAAGUAUGGACUUGGAGUCGUUUUGAUAUCAGAGAAAGAGUCGUGUCGUUUGUGUGGGAAGGUGUUGGCUGUGAAAUUUGCGAAAGCCGUGAAUGUUGUUGUUUACCACGAAGGUCGUGGUACUUUCAUGGGCUGUCGUGUGCCGAAAGUGUGUUGUAAUAAAUCUUGCAAAUUGAUCCAACACUAUGGAUAUUACACGUUUCAAGACAACAAGUUUUACGAUGAUGAUUGGGAAAAACAAGAGUAUUUCUUGUCGACGGGGAAAACGGCUUUUCAUAUGAAUCUGCUGCUCAAAUUCGAGGUUGAAAUUUUGAUAGGGAAGCUAAGUUUCAAGGAGAAAGCGGACAUCUACAAUGAGGUACAUGGAUGUGUAUGUGAUCAUGACGACAACAGUAAAGAACAUGGGAAAAAAAAAGGAAAAGAGAGAAGGUAAUUUAUUUUAUUAUUGGUGGGUUCAUGCUUUACAACUGUUUCACUUUUCUUAGAUUCAAAUUUGGGCGUAUUAUAACCUCCUAGUUUUGAAUUCCAAGCGUUUAAAUGCACCUAUCCCCAUCAAUGGUUUUCCAGGGGAAAUCUGACGUUUUCAGGUUUUAAAAUGUCCAUUUUCCCACCCUCGGGUCUCUGUAGACCUUCACUCUUCCAAAGCUCUUAUUUCACUGGUCCCCUUUAAUCUGCACUUCCACUAUUUUCAGGGAUAUGAACAUUCGUUAUAUGCCAAUCCCUAUUGUUUUUACACGUAAUUGAAAACAAUCUUUCAAACAGGUGUAGGAUCGCCCUUUGGUGUCUAUUUACCCCUGGGUGACUGAUAGGCAUUGACAACGGUGUUCAUUGCAGCACUGAGUGUGUGCAGAUAUUAAUUAACUGUGAUCGAGUAUGAUUUUUCGAUCUUUUUGUCAUUUCAAAAGUUGCAGCAGAGCAGGGAUAAAACUAAAAAAAGUUAAAAAGCAACAAUAUACUCCUAACUUUUGUUCUGCCAUCCUUGACAAAGAAGAGAACACAUACAGAUGUGGGAAAGUCAUCCAAAUGACUACUGGAUAUUUUCUAACAUGGCAGACCUCUUAUCACUCAUUCCCUAGUCCUGCACUUAUGUCCAAGCUGGCAGCUGUGCCAAAUUUCCCACCUGGAGAUGUUCAGGAUGUCAAAUUCCUUAGCUACAUGCGUUUCACUAAGUUUUAUUCCCGUGGGUUGCCUCCCACCUCCUCAUCCUGGGGCCAUCUCUUGAUAGGUGCAGUAUUUGAAAUCAUUUUUCUUCUCAGUGAUGGAAAUUUCCUAGUAAUUAAUGUUAAUUGUUACAUCUCCCUUUCAAAUAGCACAAAAAGUUGCUGUUGUUGUUUUUUUAUUUGAUUCUUGUUUCACAUAAAUGUUGGUUAUUUAAACCCAAAACAGCUCUUUGGAAGAGGAACUUCAUGUACGAUUGAAAAUGGACCGUAGAAGAUUAGAAGAAGCAUUUCUUCUCUAUUGGUGCCUUAAGAGGGUGCAAGAAUACCAUCUAAUGCAGCUGCAUGAGUUGCCUGUACCUGUGGAAUUAGAUACUCUGGUAUCACUGGUCUGCCCUUUAUACCAUGACAAAUUCAUUAAGAAAUGGAUUUGUAAGUAAACCAUCAUUUAUUGUUUUUUGUAGGAGUAAUGAAUUGAGUGUCUGAUCAAAGAUAGGGGUAUUUAUAUCUUAAUGUCUAGUUGAGGGAAGUGAGUCAGGCAUUUCAAUGUUGGUAACAAUUUGUUGUCGUUAAAUUUGCUUUUGAAAUUAUACUCAGGACCUGUAUUAUUUUGCAUUUCUGGAAAAACCGAAAUGAAGAAGGUGUGGUUUUUCACUGGCAAAUCAUUAAUGUCACAUCAAUGGACAAUGUUUCUGUUGUCAUGGAAAGCAAUCUAUGUAACAAAGUUCAAUACUGUCACAAAGAUAUUUCAUUGAUAUGUGUGUCACUCUUUUGUAUUAGAUCAUCAGUGUGACACAAAUGGGUGUAAGAGAAAUCUGGUUCUGGAUGGCAAUUUUGAUAACAAUCGCGAAUGUUGCAUGGCCAAGGACAGUGGAUUUAUACAGUACGAUUCCCUCCCUGGUCAAAUAAGAAGUGGAUGUAUCGUGACACCCAAGCUUGGUAGUCGAUUUUGUGAAAAUCACAUAGUAGAUCACAAAGAGCUUGAUAAAGAAAAAAAUGUCUGA
Porites evermanni is the source of this 2271-nucleotide messenger RNA. The record is from the annotation of a GenBank genome assembly. NCBI's taxonomy places the organism in Eukaryota, Metazoa, Cnidaria, Anthozoa, Scleractinia, Poritidae.